AUGGCGGCAGAGAUGGUGCUGAGCCACCGGGCGCCCCAUGAGGUGCUGAGCGAGGCCGAUCUGGAGGAGGUGGCGCAGCGGAAACCUCCCGCCGAGCCCUCACUGCGUGGCUGUCUCCGCAAGACAAGGCCCCGCUACCCGGUCAAGGACUGGCUCCUGGGGGACAUUGCCUCGGGCUUCAGCGUGGGCAUCAUGCACCUGCCCCAGGGCCUUGCCUACGCACUGCUGGCCGGGCUGCCGCCUGUCACCGGUCUCUAUUCCUCCUUUUACCCCGUCUUCCUCUACUUCUUCUUCGGGACAUCCAGGCACAACUCUGUGGGUGCCUGUGGACCUCAGAGAGGUCCUGGUGCUGAGCUGGGCUCCCUGCCCACACCCUGCUUGUCCCCAGGCCCCUUUGCCGUCAUCUCUGUCAUGAUUGGGAGCGUGACGGACUCUUUGGUGCCCAGCGAGAACUUCCUGGAGUCCGUCAACGGCACCAACAUCACGAAGGUCAAUGAGGAACAGCGCGACGCCACCAGGGUGGAGCUGGUGGCUACCAUCACUGUCCUGACAGGCAUCUUCCAGGUGGCCCUGGGCCUCCUGCAGUUUGGCUUUGUGGUGACCUACCUCUCGGACCCGCUGGUGCGUGGCUACACCACCGCUGCCUCUGUGCAUGUCCUCGUCUCCCAGCUCAAGAAUGUCUUUGGGGUCUCCCUGGGCGAGCAUUCAGGGCCGCUCUCGCUGUUCAUGACCUUCAUUGAGAUCUGCCAGAAGCUGCCAGAGACCAACGUGGGCACCCUGGUGACGGCCAUCAUUGCCAUGGUGGCCAUCUUCAUCGUGAAAGAGCUCAACCACAAGUUUGCUGCUAAGCUGCCCAUGCCCAUCCCCAUCGAGCUUAUCACGAUCAUUGUCUCCACUGGCAUCUCCUACGGCGUCAACCUGAACACCAAGUUUGGCAUCUCCGUGGUGGGCAACAUCCCCAGCGGGUUGAAGCCGCCCGUGGUCCCUAACGUCAGCUACUUUGGGCAGGUGGUGGGCAACGCCUUCGCCAUUGCCGUGGUGGGCUACGCCAUCUGCAUCUCCCUGGGCAAGAUUUUUGCCCUGAAGCACGGCUACAAAGUGGACAGCAACCAGGAGCUGAUCGCGCUGGGCCUCUGCAACUUCCUGGGGGGCUUCUUCCAGUGUUUCGCCAUCAGCUGCUCCAUGUCGCGGAGCCUGGUGCAGGAGAGCACAGGGGGCAACAGCCAGGUAGCCGGUGUCAUCUCAUCCCUGGUCAUCCUGGUGACCAUCCUGAAGAUUGGAGAGCUCUUCCGGGACCUGCCCAAGGCCAUCUUGGCUGCCAUCAUUAUCAUCAACCUCAAGGGCAUGUUCAAGCAGUUCGAUGACCUCCGCACGCUGUGGAAGUCCAACCGGGUGGACCUGAUGGUCUGGAUUGUGACAUUCGUGGCCACCCUCACACUGAACUUGGACAUUGGCCUGGGGGCCUCGGUGGUCUUCGGGCUGCUCACCGUCAUCUUCCGCACCCAGCUCCCCCACUACUCCAUCCUGGGGCGCAUCUCCGACACUGAUGUCUACAGGGACGUGGCUGAAUACCAGAUGGCACAGGAGGUCCCCGGUGUAAAGAUCUUCCGCUCAUCCUCCACCCUCUAUUUUGCCAACGUGGAGCUGUACGCUGAGGCCCUGAAGAAGAAGACCGGCAUCAACGUGGACCGCCUGAUCCAGAAGAAGAAAAAAGCCCUCAAAAAGCUGAAGAAACAGCAGAAGAAAGCGGAGAAGGAGGCAAAGAGGAAAAAGGUGCUUCCCUGCUGCAGGGGACUGCCCCGGUGGCACCCUGCACCACCUCCCUGCCUGGCCCUCCUGCCCGUGCAUUUGCCGGGCUCAGUGGCCCGUGGGGCUGCCUCAGUCUGGGGCCACUGGGAUGUGGAGGACACGGUUAAUGGUCCGGGUGUGGCGGUGAUCAAGCUGAGCGGGGCGGAGGGCAGCACGCCCCCCGAGCCCACCCUGCGCACCCUGGGGCUGCCCCAGCCUGGCUUCCACUCUGUCGUCUUGGACUUCAGCCCUGUCAGCUUCAUGGACACCGUGUCCAUCAAGAUCCUGAAGAAU
This is a messenger RNA of Fulmarus glacialis (Northern fulmar), 2082 nucleotides long. RefSeq names its product solute carrier family 26 (anion exchanger), member 6 (gene SLC26A6). The record is from RefSeq and is a predicted model, not a curated record. Gene Ontology annotation, molecular function: chloride transmembrane transporter activity; sulfate transmembrane transporter activity; oxalate transmembrane transporter activity. Lineage: Eukaryota; Metazoa; Chordata; Aves; Procellariiformes; Procellariidae. Gene Ontology annotation, biological process: transmembrane transport. Gene Ontology annotation, cellular component: membrane. The transcript is spliced from 16 exons. The annotation marks the transcript as partial.